Molecule: messenger RNA, 1329 nt
Organism: Aspergillus niger
Lineage: Eukaryota; Fungi; Ascomycota; Eurotiomycetes; Eurotiales; Aspergillaceae
Exons: 5
Coding region: 1-1329 (442 amino acids)
Molecular function (GO): oxidoreductase activity
Source: RefSeq, a predicted model, not a curated record
AUGUCCAGCCACAUAUCUGGCGACGGCGUGGCAAUCCAGUUUCCAGCCUUAUUCUGUGAGAAUUGUAUGUUGUUGACUGCGGAAGGCAUUGAGUUUACAUGCCCGCUGUGGUUGGGCCAUUUGUCUUUGGAAUGCUCCUCACAUACCAAACAGGGAGACCAGGUCUGUCCACAAAUAAACACUGCUCCAUCAUGGCUAAGCCGUGGCCCAGCUACUGAAUCGUUUCUGCUUGGGGCAAAAACCGAGUGGAUCGUCCACAAAAAAGUCGUCGUGCCUCCUUUACUGGCCGUCGCUCAUAAUAUUGACCCGCCAGUGGGCUACAAUCUUGCUAGCAACACGUUGAAUAUGAUGCUUUCCGCCCUUUGGCUUUUGCCCGCGAUUAGGCUGGUUUCUACCAGCGCAACCCCAACCUCUGAUGCGGCGACUACCCUUGAUCCAGGGCUGUUCUCAGGGGGGUGUACGCCAGAGAAGAUGACCAUUCGAAAGGAAUGGCGGAAUAUGACCAAGGUCGAACAGCAAAGCUAUCUCCAGGGCGUGAACUGCUUGAUGGAUCUUCCUGCACAAACGGGGCUAGAGGCGACCACGAACCGCUUCAGCGAUCUACAGGCCUUGCACCGCGCCCUUACCAACACCCCAGUGGGUGACAUUAUCCAUAGUGUGCGGUAUUUCCUGCAUACUUAUGAGACANUGCUGAAGGAGCAGUGUGGGUAUACCGGUCCAAUGGCAUGGUGGAAUGAGGCAUACGACACAGAUUCCGGGAACAUGUUCCGGUCGGAGAUGUGGGAUGCAGAUGCGUUUGGUGGCAAUGGCACGGAACCUGAUGGAUGUGUGACCGAUGGGGCCUUCGCAUACUAUACGGAACAUAUUGGUCCCCAGAAUCAAAACACGGUGUUCUGCAUGAACCGCAGCUGGGGAAAUUUCGAGGCGAUAAUGAAUACUACGGGUGCGGCAGUCGCCCACUGCAAUACAUUCGACUCCUAUGACGAAUAUUUUGCCUGCAUUGCCGCCACGCCUCACCGAGGAGGCCACUGGGCGGUUGGCGGAGUGAUGGAAGAUGUGAAGACCUCCCCAGGUGACCCGUUGUUCUAUCUGCACCAUGGCUAUAUCGACCGUCUGUGGUACCGGUGGCAGAUGCAUGAUCCCGCAAACCGCCUAUGGGACAUGGGUGGCCCUGCGAUCAAUGAGUCGGCCAAUGUUGAGCCUGCAUCAGGCUGGCCACAGACAACGCUCAAUUACACCCUGACCACAUUCAAUAUAAUGCCAGAUGUCACUGUGGCCGACGUCAUGAACCCGGUUGGAGGAUACCUCUGUUAUAACUAUGAAGCCUGA